Podarcis raffonei (Aeolian wall lizard) is the source of this 7414-nucleotide messenger RNA. RefSeq names its product connector enhancer of kinase suppressor of Ras 2 (gene CNKSR2). Gene Ontology annotation, biological process: regulation of signal transduction. The transcript has 22 exons. The record is from RefSeq and is a predicted model, not a curated record. Bases 956 to 4048 code for a protein of 1030 amino acids. Gene Ontology annotation, cellular component: cytoplasm; membrane. Gene Ontology annotation, molecular function: protein binding. NCBI's taxonomy places the organism in Eukaryota, Metazoa, Chordata, Lepidosauria, Squamata, Lacertidae.
GGGAUAAGCAGGCGCCUCGCUCCGCCAGGCAGGUGCUGCACCUACCGCCGAGGCCUCGCGCUGCUUCGGAGCAGGGAGUCUUCGCGCGCUCCUCCCCCCUUCCCCGCGGGAGGGGAUGCGCGCGCGCGCGCGCUCCUACGCUCCCUCUCACUCCCUCGGACUCCAUAGCAGCACGAGGAGGGCAUCUCUCUCCGGGCGCUCGAAUCCCCGCUUGCAAGUCCCACAUGCAGCCCCCUCCCCAGGGCGCUCAGGGGGCCGCUUGACUUCAGAUAUUUUCGGCUCUGAACUCUCGUCAUUUCCGCCAGUGUGAGAGAGGUGGGGGCUGCGAGGGGAGCGAGCGAGCGAGAGACAGAGAAAGAAAACGCGCGGCAAGCGUGCAGCUCCGCGAGGGAACAGCUCUGGGAACAAACGCGGCGAGAGCGCGGGGCUCCUGGCGUUGCUGCUGCUGCCGCCGCUCCAUUAAGCCUUGGCGCCCUCCGUGCUCGUGAGCAGCGCCGGACAACGUCCCCCAGCAUCCUGGAGCGGCAGCAGCCGCCGCCGCCGCCUCUCGCCCGCAGGUCAGAGGGGGCGGCAGGCAGGAGGCGUCGGAGCGUGCGGGAGCAGCAGCCCUCUUCUCCCGCUCCCUGCUGAGGAGGCAACAUGAACUGAAAGCCCCCACAGGCGCCGGUACGCACACGCGCGCGCCCGCGCGCCACACCGACCCGCUCACACACAAGCGAGGGGAGACGAGCCGCGAGAGGAAGGCGAGGAUUUUUUUUCCCCAGGCAGCCUCGCUGCUGCUUCUGCUUCUCCGCUCUCCGCCGUUUCGCGCCUUAACCGGCAAGAAGCUGAAAUACGACCCCCCACAACCCACCCACCCAACUCUACCGCGGCUCCUAGGCCAGCCGGACCCGCCACCCGCCUUCCUUUUCGCGGUUCCUGAGGAGGAGACACCACUUCUCGCAAAGUUUCCCCCAUGGCGCUCAUUAUGGAACCUGUCAGUAAAUGGACCCCGAGCCAAGUGGUGGACUGGAUGAAAGGUCUCGAUGAUUGUCUGCAGCAGUAUAUCAAGAAUUUUGAGAGAGAAAAGAUUGGUGGAGAUCAGUUGCUACGUAUCACUCAUCAAGAACUGGAGGAUCUAGGGGUUACUCGAAUUGGUCAUCAAGAACUCAUCUUAGAAGCAGUUGACUUGCUCUGUGCAUUGAACUAUGGACUGGAAACUGAAAACCUAAAGACACUUUCUCACAAGCUAAAUGCGUCUGCCAAAAACCUUCAGAACUUUAUCACUGGAAGAAGGAGAAGUGGUCACUAUGAUGGCAGAACCAGCAGAAAAUUACCAAAUGAUUUCCUUACCUCAGUGGUGGAUCUGAUUGGAGCAGCAAAAAGUCUCCUGGCUUGGCUAGACAGAUCACCUUUUGCUGCUGUGACAGAUUAUUCUGUAACAAGGAACAAUGUCAUACAGCUCUGUCUUGAAUUAACAACUAUUGUACAGCAGGAUUGCACAGUAUAUGAAACAGAGAACAAAAUUCUUCAUGUGUGUAAGACACUAUCUAGCGUCUGUGACCACAUAAUCUCACUCUCAUCUGAUCCUCUUGUGUCUCAAUCUGCUCACCUGGAAGUGAUCCAGCUGGCAAACAUCAAACCAAGCGAAGGGCUGGGUAUGUACAUUAAAUCUACAUAUGAUGGUCUUCAUGUAAUUACUGGAACAACAGAAAAUUCACCUGCAGAUCGAUGUAAGAAAAUCCAUGCUGGAGAUGAAGUGAUCCAAGUUAACCACCAAACUGUGGUGGGGUGGCAGUUGAAAAAUUUGGUGAAUGCACUACGAGAGGAUCCGAGUGGUGUUAUCUUAACUUUGAAAAAGCGACCUCAGAGCAUGCUUACCUCAGCACCAGCUUUACUGAAAAAUAUGAGAUGGAAGCCCCUUGCUCUGCAGCCUCUUGUACCUAGAAGUCCUACAAGCAGUGUGGCAACACCAUCCAGUACUAUAAGCACACCGACCAAGAGAGACAGUUCAGCACUUCAGGACCUCUACAUACCUCCUCCUCCAGCAGAGCCUUAUAUUCCCAGGGAUGAAAAGGGGAAUCUUCCAUGUGAUGAUAUCGGAAGACACUUAGUGGGAAAACCAGUGCACAAGGGAUCUGAAUCUCCAAAUUCCUUUCUGGACCAAGAAUACCGAAAGCGUUUUAAUGUGGUUGAAGAAGAUGCUGUUUUAUACUGUUAUGAAUAUGAAAAGGGAAGAACAAGUAGCUCUGGAAGGAGAGAGAGCACUCCAACCUAUGGCAAACUAAGACCUAUAUCUAUGCCAGUGGAAUAUAACUGGGUAGGGGAUUAUGAAGAUCCCACCAAGACAAAAAGAGAUAGCAGGAGAGAAAAUUCAUUACUUCGGUAUAUGAGCAAUGAAAAAAUAGCUCAAGAGGAUUACAUGUUUCAAAGAAACAGCAAAAAGGACACAGGCAAAAAAUCUAAAAAGAGGGGAGAUAAAAGCAACAGUCCUAGUCAUUAUUCUCUGCUACCUAGUUUACAAAUGGAUUCAUUAAGGCAAGACAGCAUGAGCACACCUGGGCCUGAAACAUCUUUAUACCACACAUUUCAACAAUCCUCUCUACAGCAUAAGUCUAAAAAGAAGAAUAAAGGUCUCGCGCCAAGUAAGAGUAAAAGGCGAAUUUCUUGUAAAGAUCUUGGUCGUGGAGACUGUGAAGGCUGGCUCUGGAAAAAGAAAGAUGCCAAGAGUUAUUUCUCACAAAAAUGGAAGAAAUACUGGUUUGUCCUGAAGGAUACUUCUCUCUACUGGUAUAUCAAUGAGGAGGAUGAAAAAGCAGAGGGAUUCAUCAGUCUGCCAGAAUUUAAAAUUGAUAGAGCUAGUGAAUGUCGCAAGAAGUAUGCAUUCAAAGCUUGCCAUCCUAAGAUCAAAAGCUUUUACUUUGCUGCUGAGCAUCUAGAUGACAUGAGCAGGUGGUUAAACAGAAUUAAUAUGCUUGCUGCUGGUUAUGCAGAAAGAGAGAGGAUCAAACAAGAGCAAGAUUACUGGAGUGAAAGUGAUAAGGAAGAAGUAGACACACCAUCAACACCCAAACAAGACAGCCCACCUCCACCAUACGACACAUACCCACGACCUCCUUCGAUGAGCUGCGCAAGCCCUUUUGUGGAACCAAAGCAUAGCCGACUCUCUUCCGCUGAAACUUCCCAGUCCCAAUCUUCACACGAGGAAUUCCGUCAGGAACCAGUUGGGAGUACUACUGAAUCUCCCAUCCGCAAAACAGCCAGCCAGCGACGUUCUUGGCAGGAUUUAAUAGAGACUCCACUGACAAGCUCAGGGUUGCACUACCUUCAGACUCUACCACUUGAGGACUCUGUUUUCUCUGACUCAGCUGUUAUCUCUCCAGAACACAGGCGGCAGUCAACUCUUCCUACUCAAAAGUGCCACCUGCAGGAUCACUAUGGCCCUUUCCCUUUAGUGGAGGGUGAGAAAAUGCAAGCCCUAAAUGGGAAUGGGGGCAAGCCCCGCAGUUAUACUCUACCCCGGGAUAGUGGGUUCAACCAUUGCUGCCACACACUCUCUGUCAGUGCCUCCAGCCAUCAGGAAGAAUUGCCACAGAAAGAGCAAGAAGAAGAAGAAGAGGGAAGGCAAAUUGCACCAGAAAACCAAGAAGAUGAAACUGAAACCAUAGAAGAAAAGCCUGCAGAUUCCCUGCAAGAUUUGUAUCGGUCCUUGGAACUAGCUAGCUUGUCACCUUUAGGAGACCAGCAAAUUUCUACAAAGAUGGAGUACAAGAGGUAUUUUAUUAAAAGAUGCAGUGAUCCGGUAGUCAAUGAAAAAUUGCACCAGUUGCGAAUUCUGAAAAGCACUUUAAAGGCCAGAGAAGAAGAAGUAGCCAUCAUAGAUAAAAUUCUGGAUAAUCCAGAUUUGACAUCUAAAGACUUUCAAGACUGGAAACAAAUGUACCUUGACCUGUUUCUGGAUAGUUCUCAGAACAACCCUUCAGAGGACCUUGUAAAUGACUCUGAUGAAGUUGAUGCUCUUCUAGACUCUUUAGCACACACACAUUCUUAUAUUGAAACACAUGUAUAAAAGAAAAUGAUUUUGCCUCUUUGUGGUACUUCAGACCUUUAUCAAGUACACUGAGUAGCUUUUAUAUCGACUGACAGGAGAUCUAUUUUAUUGUUUAUGAUAUGAGUAAAGUAAAAAUUCCAUUGUCAUUGUGCGAAUAAAUACUUACAUACUUUUUACGCUGCUGAUGCUCAGUUUAUGUUUAUGUUUACAAACACUGGCUACGAUCCAAAGAAGGAAUAUGCACUCGUGGGACAGAAUCCUGCACAUUUUGUUUGAUAUUGGUGCUGAAGAGUCUAAACUACUUUUAAACCGAAGAGAAACACAUGCAUGUUGCUUUCCUUGGAUCGUGACCAUUGUCGUUAAGGAUUAAAAUAUAUAUAUUUUAAUGAGUAUAUAUUUUGGAGGAUUACAUUGAUUUAUCAAGUGAAAAGAUGGCACAAGAACAGUGUUUUAUUACUGAUUGUCAAAUAUGUUUCCUAUUUUAAUAGUAUCUUAACUGUUGUAAUGAGUUACACUUUCAAAAUACAGCCUUUGUUUUGGCCAGUGUGGGAAUUAAACUUUUAUAUUUGGUGGAAUAUUUUAGAUAUUUUAAAAAACGAAAAAAAGUAUAAUGCUGUGAUUAGGAUUGCAUUUUUAAAAACGGUCAGGGAAUAAGAGGGGUAAACUGGACUUUCAUUAGCUAGAUUAUAUAUUAAACAGUCAAAGUUUCGUUUUUCCAGUCUUUUGAGGGAUGGUUAACAGACAACCUAUAGCACAGAUUUAAUUUGAAGAUAAAGGGCUCUCCUUGUUUCAGUUAUGGCAGAGACCUGACUGGACAAUAUUAUUGCCCUAUGUUGGCCUCUUCUGACUCUUUUGCAGAAAAAAAAAUAUUGUACUGUUAACCAAAAGUUUCCAUUCAGUGAUUUUUUUAAAGUCAAACUUUAAAAUGUUUCAAAUGUGCCAGCUCACGUAAAUUCCUGCUUUAAAUAUGAGAUGUUCUGAAAACUCUGGUAAAUAGGAAGGGGGCAUAGGUGGGUGGGUUCAGCACAUUAUCAAAAUACAUAAAUUUCCAUACACAAUUAAUGUGGUUCUCAGUUCCCUUAAUAGGCUGCUUUCCUACAUAACACAAAAACAUGCCAUAGUGCUCCAUGAAAAGGCCCCAUGAGCUUGAGUAAAGAGUUAGGCUCAGAGAUGCCUCCAUCCCUUCUCCUUCUCCUGUAAGCUAGAGGAGGACUUGUGACUAGUUUACUUCCACUUUUAAAGAAUCUUGGAUUAUAGUCAUGUUCAAACCAUAUAUCCUGAUUUAAAACAAACUCUGGCCAGUUUCCUAAUAGUUCAGCUUCAGACAAUGCAUUAUGAAGCCAGAGUUUGUUUUAAACUAGGAUCCCUGGUUUCAACAUAACUAUAAGCCUAGAUACUUUAAAAAUGAAACUAUGCUUGCCAGAAGUCAUCUUUCCAUCAGGAGGAGGUGGGGGAGGUGGAAUACAUAUGCCUGACAUCACACUCAUUGAAGCUCAUCACAGCAAUAAACUGUGGCUUAGCAUUAUAUGCAAAUUCAGUCAUACAAAAUUCCCAGAAAUCAUUAUAAAUAGGCUUUGAGCAGAAAGAAGGCUCAAUGAGAUAUUCCUCUAUCCAAAACAAGAUCCAUAUUAAUACAGAAUCACUUGCAUGCCAUGUGAAACUGAUCAAUACGUUAGCACAAGUGGCAUGACUGUAACCAGUGGCACUUUAACGUUUCUUCUCAUUCAUGCGUUCCUCAGAAUCCAUACAAUGUUUCUCCCAAACUAUUGCACUCCUAUUUAUUUUCCAUUGUCAUCCCAUUGUCUGAUUUGCAGGUAAUCUUUGAGUUUCCAGUGCAAGAGGUCCAGUGCAGGCCUUUCCAGAUGUGAAACAACUUAGUGCCCUUGCGAUGUGGAGGUGUGGCUGGUGAUGUGCAUGGCGAUCGUAUUUUAUCCCACCCUUCUGUCUCUUCACCAUUACCAUUUUGUGGGGGAAUACCAUCCUUUGCUGUGGAGCUCCUGGGGUUGAAAAGGUAGCAAAUUUAGCUAGAGAAAUUAGGGUUAAAUGGACACAGGCCUUUUCCAUUUUAUCUUUUUAUUUUGGAGUGCACAGAUGAAGGGGGUGGUAGCAUUAUCAAUUUCCACGUUCAAUAUAAAUGCAUACACACCUAUAGUCUGCAUCCUUGAGCAAGCACUAGAAUGCAUAUACCUUCUGGUGUGUUUUUGAGGGAGGAAGGAGAUGAAAUUGACACGCUGCUUGUCUAGUUCAGUUCGUUUUGCAUUCUCUCUCGGAGCAUAUGCGAGCAAGGGUGGGCAGAUGAAGGUCAGCAGCAGGAACUGAUCUAAACUCUUGGUAACAGGAAGUAGCUUUCCCUCUCCUUGGAAUAUCAGGGGAGGUAGUGAGGGAGAGGGUGCUGCUUACAGUGGCCACUUGUAGUUUCCAAGGUAGCAGUAGCAGCACUGGACACUCCAGUGUUGGGAAAGGGAUGGGUGAAGUUUCCUUAGCAUAGCUAAGCCAUCUGAGGAAGGUAAUGCAUGAGAGCUACAUGUUGCCUGUUCACCCUCAGUCAGACUCGCCCUUGAAUGACAUUAGCAAAAAUCUUUGUUUUGUACUGAUGAUGUUUGGGAGAUGCUAGGAAGCAAAGUUCAUUCCUCACACCUCCAGAAGAAUGUUAGGUACCUUCGUAUCACGAGACCCUUGUAUUGCAGGGGGUUGGCUGCACUCUACAUGCUUGCCACAAAAUAGGUCUGGAGAUGCCCCAUACAGCCAGCCUCCCAAUAAGCAAAAAUACUACAGAAGUUGCAGCAUUAAUGAUUAAACCCAUCUGUGCCUGGCUAGAGAUGCCCUCUAUCUAUCAGCACCUUAAUUUUUGCCAAGACUGAACAUGACAAAAGAAAAAGUCCUUGUGGCUUCUUAAUGCUUUUCUGCAGAUGGGAGAAGUUGAGAGAUGAGCUGAUAAACCCCCAAAUGGGAUACAUCUUUUAAAACCAUUCUUUCUUAUGAAUUGUAAUCUCUCAGCUAGCUUCCAGCUAUAGCCUGUUCAAUGCAGUGAAUGUACUUAUAAACAUUUAAGAGCACAAUUAUUUUCUGCUCUUGGGACUAAAAGAAGGAUCAAAGGAUUGCUUGUUUCUUUUCAGCUGCAUUUUGGAUUCCAAGCAUCUUGCAAACUUUGCACAACUGUACAGGAGAGUGGCCUUUUUACAGCUAAUUUUACGUAAAUCUGUAUUCAAUUAAGACUGAAUGGCAAUUCAUGCAUUAAGAUUUGUAUGAAUUUACAAGUCCGGUCAACUAUUUAUAUCAUCUAUAAGAAUCUCUUUGUAUAAACAAAUUAUUUGACUGCAUGAUUUGUUUGUUAUAACUUGUGAUAUUUUGUAUAUUUCUCACAUAAAAAUGCUUGAACAAUGA